This is a messenger RNA of Protobothrops mucrosquamatus (brown spotted pit viper), 3173 nucleotides long. RefSeq names its product zinc finger protein 420-like. Gene Ontology annotation, biological process: regulation of DNA-templated transcription. The transcript is spliced from 4 exons. Lineage: Eukaryota; Metazoa; Chordata; Lepidosauria; Squamata; Viperidae. The record is from RefSeq and is a predicted model, not a curated record. Gene Ontology annotation, molecular function: DNA-binding transcription factor activity, RNA polymerase II-specific; RNA polymerase II cis-regulatory region sequence-specific DNA binding. The coding region runs from base 1 to 3165 and encodes 1054 amino acids.
AUGGCCCAGGCACAUUCUGCACAGAUCCAGCAGGAUCUCUUAGGCUCUGAUCAAGAAAGACUCUACAGAGAAGUGAUGCAAGAGAGUUAUAACACCAUCUUCAGAGCUUCUCCUCUUCAGCUUCAAAAAUCUGAACUCCUGGCGCAUCUGAAACGAGGACAGGAAGGACUUCAGAGUUCCAGCAAUGGUACUGAUCAAAAGCUGGUUAAAGAAGCCCGGAAGAAAUGGCCAGAAGCAGGAACCUGGUGGAAUUCCUACCGGAGUCCCGUGAGCGUGCCCACUUCAGAUUCAUCAAGUUCAGACGAUGACGUCACAAGCGAGAAGGAAGAGGAGGAGAGCGUUCAGUGGAAGAACCAGCGGGUUGGGAAGCCUCGGGCUGCUUUGCUAGGCCAAUGGGAGAGCGUCCAGCGGCAGGGGAAAGCGUGCAAGAUUCAGCACAGCCGCCUGCAGAACUCUCGCCCCAGUGUUAAUUGUGCUGAGGUAAAAAAGAAAGGCCUUCUUGCCGGCAGCGACAGCCAGCAAGGAAUUAAUACCGAAGACAGCCAGAAUGAAUGCACUGUGUGUGGGAAAAGCUUUGGCAGGAGAUCAUCCCUCAUCAGACACUUCAAAGUCCACAGCGGAGAUAAACCUUUUCGGUGCUCCAUCUGUGGCAAGUGCUUCCUGGCGAAAACCAGCCUGAUUUUACAUAAAGAGAGUAUGCAUAAAAAACGAAGAGGAAAGAAAUGUUGGGAAUGUCGUGAGUGCGGGCAGAGCUUUGCCACGAAAGCCUUUCUGACGGAGCACCGCGAGAUGCACAGCGGUGAGAAGACGUAUCCGUGCCCUGCCUGCGAGAAAAGCUUUGCGGAAACCAGGCACCUCGUGAAGCAUCUUAUGACCGCUCACUCAGGGGAGCAUGUCUUCAAGUGCCCUGUGUGUGGGAAAGGCUUCAUGAAGGAGAAGGACCUCAUGAGGCACCGAGCAAAGAACCACGGGAAGAGCCACUGCUUUCUAAGCCUGGACGAUGAAAACGGCUGCAAGGAAAAACCAUCCCCAGUCAAACACAAGAGACUUCAUUUGAACCCCGACAUUCUGCCUCGUGCCGCGUCCGAAGGAAACGCUGGGGUGGGGCGCGCCCUUCGCUGUGCUCAUUGCGGGAAGUCUUACAAGCAGGAGAAAGCUUUUAUUAAUCAUCAGAAUGUUUGUGUGAGGCAGCAACCAAGUGCUGAAGGGAAAGUCCCCAAGGGAGACGGUCCUCCCCUCACUAAAAACCAGAUCACCCACGUGGAAAUGAACGAUAACACUUGCUUCGACUGUGGAAAACCCGUCUGCAAAAGUUCACCGCUGGCCUCCGAGCCCAAGACGGACCAGGAGAAAAACCUCCAGGUGUGCCCGGAAUGUGGGGAAAGCUUUAGGGACGGCCAAUGUUUCGCGGAUCACCUGAGAAGCCACCAAGAGGCGCCAUCUUCUCAAAACGCCUCCAGUUGGGAGGGCCUCGGGGGAAAAACACUGCCCGUUGGCCGGCAGGAAACGCAGGAGAAGAAGAGCCGCUACCAGUGCCAAGGCUGCCGGCGAGACUACUCGACUCAUUAUAACCUCAGGAGGCACCAACGCAUCCACACGGAAUGCCGGUCCAGAAGGAACGCUCACAAGGGGAAGGAUGCCGCCUACGGCUGGUUCUUCCCAGACUUGCAGAAAGGCCGUGGCGGCAAAGAACCGGCCCUUCAGCACAAGUGCACCUACUGCGGGAAAGGGUUCAAAACGAAAAGCACCCUCGGUCGACAUCAGCAGAUCCACAUCAAAGGCAAGCCUUACAAAUGCAGCAUCUGCGGGAAAGCAUUUGUCUACUGGUACACCCUUGCUCACCACCAAGAAAUCCAUCUGGAAGACCAGCUCUACCAGCACAAGUGCUCCUUCUGCACGAAAGCCUUCAGGACCCCGUCGGCCCUCCGCCGACAUCAGCAGCUGCACAAGGAAGGCAAGCCGUACAUCUGCAACAUCUGCGGGAAAGCUUUUGCCUACAGGUACAACCUCACCCAUCAUCGGGAAAUACACGUAGAAGGGCAGAUCUAUAAGUGCUCUUUCUGCUGGAAAGCCUUCCGAACCAGUUACUCCCUCAGCAGGCACAAGCGCAUCCACACGGAGACCAGGUCCUACCAAUGCCCUACUUGCAGGAAAGCCUUUGGAACAAAGUACUCCCUUUGGAGGCAUCAGGAGAUGCAUGUGAAAGAGGAUCCAGACAGUUUGCUUGGCGGGAAAGAGGCUGGGGACGACUGGGUCAGAGAUCAAGCUAGCGGUAGCGACGACAGCGUGGACAAACAGGUUGCCAGUUCGGUCCACUCUCAAUGCCAGGGAGUCCACAAGGAAAAAAAACCUCCUGAAGGUUCUGGGAAUAGGAGCAGCUCGCCCCUCCCCAAUCAUCAAAGCCCCCGCGUAGAAGAAAAUGCUACUAAACAGUCGGACAGUCAGACUUUCAGGAACGUUGAGUUAGGGGUUAAAGGUCAAGACAGGCCUGUAAAAGGAGAGCUCCAGCAGUGGACCAACGGUUCGGUGUACACAGGACAGGGAGUCCAAUCGGAGGAAGGUCCCCCAGGGUCCUCUGAAAACGGGGAAGUUUUCUUAGGCAACUUGGGAAACCAUGCCAUUAAAGAGCCAGCUGACUGGUGUUUCCUAGGUAAAUUGCCCAGUGUUGGUCAACAGGGAAUGGUCCUGCAGGAAAAGAAAUAUACUUGCUCUAAUUGUGGGAAGUCCUUUAGAGAUAAAUACUCCCUUACAAGACAUCAGAAAGUCCACAUUCCUGAGAGACCCUAUCAGUGUCCAAGAUGUGAGAAAAGUUUCCGCAGCGCUAAAGACCUGGACAAGCAUCAGAUAACCCAUUCAGAUCUGAGGCCUCAUCAGUGUGGAGAAUGCGGGAAAUGCUUGAAGACGAAAUACUCGCUCGAUAAGCAUCAGAAGACCCACAAAGGGGAAAAGCCGUUCUGCUGCUCUUACUGUGGCCGAAGGGUUACCACGAGCACAAUUCUUCGGUAUCAUCAGAGAACCCACACCGGGGAGAGGCCGUAUAAAUGUGCAGUGUGUGAUAAAAGUUAUAUCAGCAAAUGGUCCCUUAAAAAACAUUUGGAGUUGCAUUACAAAACGAGUCUGCCAAAGGACCCUCAGGAAGCAGAUCAGCUCGAUCAGAAAUUUUAAGGUGUCUU